GUCAAUUCAGGCACUGUAGGGGUGGGAUUACAUUUCAAUGUGAGAUGCUGACGUACGAAGCUCAGAAAUUUUUUGGAGCUCGCGGACAUGGAGUCAAUGAUGAAAUGGCACCUUCGCACCUUAACCUUGUGCAAUGUCCUUUUCGUUGUUGUUUAUUGGCAAUCUACUUUAGCUGGUGGUAAGUUGAGAUAAUUAAGUAUUGUUUAAUUUUAUUAUAUUAAGUGGAUGGCAAAUGCUCCCUUCGUGUUGUUCGAGAAAGUUUAAGUACUUGUUGUGCUUUCAGUUUAAACUUGUAACGGGAUAACAUUUCGGCAAAGUUCACUGAACAACAUUGUAACAUUGCACUAAUGCUCACGAUUUCCAUGUCCGCAUAUAUUUUUGUAGGGAUUUAUAUUUUCAUUCGAUUACAUGCCAAAUAUUCUAGUAUUUAUUAGACAGGCAUAAAGCUGCCCUCGUGAUUUGGCUUGUAACCAUGUAUAGUUCGGACAUCGAGGUAUAAUGUUGAAGCAAACAAUAUUUGUCCAUAUAAUUUCCAAAGGUAGCAAGGCAGUGUAGCCUAGUCUUCAGAUAGUCUUCUGUAAAAUGUGCAUAAUCUCCAAGUGGGCCCACCUACAAAAUGGAAACAAACAAUUUAUUCCAUGACAUUUUCGCUGACAUGGCACUUGAUUUCUAUUUGACAAGAUAAUGCAAUUGCACUAAUCUCACGAAGGUAUACAUACAUUAAAGUCAAGGGGUAUAUUUAAUUAGUUGAAAUUACUGGAAAACAUCCAGACUGUGGCUUUAGAAGUACUUAAUGCUUCCAGUAAAUAGAUAUCGCACUAAAGACUCUCUUGCUUUAAAAAAGUCAGUGAUUCCUCACGAAACCAGACAACAACAAAAAAAGAGUAGGAUCCCUGCUAAUUUUAAAGUUAUGACCCAUUUCAUACCUAUAAAUUGGCCUUUUACUUGUAUCAUUGCGCAUCCUCCAAUCACAGAGGGUGACCAUUUUUUGAAUCCAUUUUCACGUUCACGGUAAUGCUGACAAAUGUGAUCAUACCUGUAGCAGAAAUCCCACUCUGGAACUUUGAUAUGCAAGUAGAGUAUAUUAUGUUCAUCAAUAUAUAGAAAAAUGAGCCAAAUCAAAAAUUGUAUAUUUUCAAUAUUCAUGUUUAUAUUUUGGAAUAUUCAUAAAUUAAAUGAUUUUUUAAAUCAAAAUACUACUCAUAUUACAGAGCAAGCGGUAGAGCUUCAUCUGACACUUUGUAGCACCUACAGAUGAAACACUAUGGAGUAUUAAAUGUCAUAAAUAGGCCAGCUUUGAUAAGUUAUUUCUCAAUUAUGCUUUUAGAUACAAAUGUCAAAUAUAUGUAAACAAUCCUUCCUCCAAAGGACUAUUCUAAGGACUAUACCCAAAAGGUACCAAUUGGAAGGUUCCAUCCGCGACAUUUCAAUCUAGCUGUGGAGUGAGUUUACGCUACAUUCUUAACUCUGUUACACCAGUCACAUCCCAACUGGUAACACUGGUGGCUCUUGCUUGACUUGUUUUCGGUGAGCUGUUGGAAAUGUAGGUUGGACCAGGGACACCUUACUUUGUUUGAAAGUGGGGUUGAGACUAUAGUGGUUUUGUCUCAUGAUUAAUUCUCCCCACAGAUUGUCCUGCAGAUGGGCGCACCUGGGUGCCUUUUGGACAAAGAUGCUACCACUUUGUCCAUGGAGAAGAAGACAUAGCUAAAAGUUAUACGAUUGAAGCUGCGAAGUCUCUCUGCUCAGGAUAUGGUACUCAUGACUUUUGUAUCCCAUUAUGUUGCAACUUUUUUAUCAUUUAGGUCAGGGAUGGGCAACUGCCCCCCUUUUGUAGGCCCCCGGAUCAAUUUCCAAAGACAAAAAAAACUGUCGGUCUCAACUAUUCAAAGUUAGAAUAGUAGAAUACACAAGGUGCAAUUUCGAAAUUUGCUUGUGCAUAAGCAGUUUUCCUCUUGUAAAUGUCACUUAAAGGCUAAGGCCGGCGCUGACUGCAUGUAUGGAUGUGGGUAUGCAGACCCGGGCCCCCAUGAUGAGUUCAGAUGUUUUGUGGCCCUCAUCCCCUCAAAGUUGCCCAUUCCUGAUUUUACAGAUUGUCCUGUGUUGUCUCUUAGAACUGGUGAGUGUCCAAAGUGCAGAGGAGAAUGAUUUCAUCAUCAAGUACAGUCCGCAGGUGUGGAAAGGCAACAUCCAUGUGUGGUUGGGCAUGUAUUAUGACAGUGACGGUAAGUACUGAUAUUUAUUCUGAAAUUAUGACACCUCUGUUUUAUGAAAGCUACUUUGCCCUAUUAUGUGAUUGUACAGCAUAAUGCGGUUACUUCACCCACUGCCAUAAUACAUAUUAAACUAGGCCUUGGGAUCAGUGUUUCUACGAUUGUUUUUACGUAAUGAGUAUCAUGAUCACAUUUAUUUGCUAAUAAGGUUUAUCGGGUCUUGUACGUGUGCCCUGGCACACACUCUUUGACAGUACUGUCAACACUGCCUGGGAAGAUUUCCCAUUGACCCACUUCGGAUUAGUCAAGCAUGAAUAAUGCUUCUUCCCCAUUUGGAACAGUUCUGAACUGCACAAUGUCAGGAAAUACUGUUUUUAUGUAGCUCUAUAUUGAGGAAUCAGAAGCAGGAGGAUAAAAAAGCAACUGAAAGAAACUGUGAUUCGUACCCAGAUAUUAAUGCCUUUCAUGUGCAAAUCAUGUGGAAAAAAGCAGACGCCACUGAUUUUCUUUGAACGGGGUUAUUUUCACUAUGUGUAUAACUAUUUAUUUCAGACCAGGUUUGUUUGGGUUAUGAAAGAAAUGUGAAAUUAACAGAGAGAGAAUGAGUGAAGUAAUUGCUAUUUUUCUAAUUUUGAUGUCUUGUUUUUUUUUGUCUGAUAAGAUGAGGACUUUAAGUGGCAAGAUGAAAUGGGCCUGAGCUUUAAGAACUGGGGGAACAGCUCCAGCUCGCCUGACUUGAUUCCCAUGGACACUUGUGUUGCCAUGCACACCACCACAGGGGUGUGGGAGAAAGUCAGCUGUGUUGAAAACCCAGAGAAUGGAGUGGUCUGUGAAACUGCUGAAAGUAAGGCCCUAUUUUUAGCAGCAUUUGUGAACCAUAAUCUUUCUACUCUAAGAGACGGGACACACCAUAACGAACAUCGUCCAUGCACAGCGGGCGGCCGUCAAAUAGCCUCCGACCACAGAACACAGAAACAUUUAUUUUCAUUUCCCGCCGACAUAGACUAGUUGACAUAGGCCCACUGCAGCAGCAAUGUGUUGUUAUGUCAAUUUGAUAAACAAGUGUAUACAGAUGUUAUUAUUUUCAUUCAUAUGAGUUAUUUUUACUCAUAUUUCACUGAUAUAUUGUUAAUUUAUUUUUCAGAAGCAGAGAAAAACGGCAAACCCAGUAAGUGAAGCAAAGCCAUUUUCCUUUAUUUUGUUCUUAGAUAGCCGUACAGUAAGCUCAAUGGUGACCUCUCUCCCUACAUUGUUUUUGUCCUGCUCAGCUACCAGUCCACUGCUCUCAGCUCUGGUCAUUCUGAGUGUGGUCGCCAUCAUGGGGAUCUCGGCAGUCUUUUGGUUCCUGCACCAAAAUCACCAACACGGUGCCGUCCUCACAUCAUUCGAGUACCACCCCCCGUUCAGGGCUCCUACCUCUGAUGAGGCCUGCCUAGUGGAGACAGAGGAGACUGAUGACAUGGCGUAAUGAAGAUCCUGCUCUUAGAUUCUGCUGUGUGGAGUCGCUGUUGGAUGAGAGGCCUUGGAGAAAAAAAGGCGACCUUUCUCUUAAUUGAGACUGGUUCCAUUGUCCGGAAAAGAUGAUUUGACAGGUAAAAUUACAUCCUACAAUGCAAGGACAUGCGUAGCUACACCACCAACUAAUGCCACGGUAUGCCCCGUCCUUUGCCUGUCUGAAUGGGCUCCCAUAUGGGUAUUGGGUCAGUCUGCUUUUCUGAAUCUUUAUUCUUUGAAUCAUGAAUGUUUGUGCUAACCAAACAGGAUCCUAAGGAAAUGGUGUUUUCAAAUGACAUUUAGCCUACGCACUGAAUGCGUUGCAUGCAGUUACAAUUAAUUAAAUACUCUUUUGAAUUGUGAGAAUCACUGUUUUCAAUCUUCAAAGAAGUUCGGUCUCCUGUUGUUUUCUGUCAUAAAGUUAGUGAUCUUUGUACCGCAUGGCGAGUCUGAUUGAGAUACGUUAUCAUUAUCACACAUCUUUAUGUUGUAUUGCCCUUGUAAGUGCUCAUACUCAGUCUCUUACCCUUAGUUCUCAAUAUGAGAUAAAUACAAGUAAUUGAAAGUACAGAGGGACUAAUCCAUCAUUCAUAUCUCAAACCGAUUAAGGCUGGUAAAAUAUGUCAAAGAGCCACAUUCAACCAGUGUGCAUUUUCUCAGCAAGGGAUCUGUAAUUCUGUGUCCCAUUGUCAUUUGUGUGCUGUAACAGGCUUCUACAGAUUAUUACAUUUAUAAUAGAUAUGAUUUGUUGUGCAUUAGUCUGUAAUGACAUGCAUAAACUUCUAUUCAUGGGAGAAAACAUUUUUGAGCGAGGAUUGUUUGUCUUUCUCUAGUAAUGUCCUUUGUGGGAUACCUGAAUAAACACUUAUAAUUCAUUUUUACUAAUAUGAAUACGGUCAGUGGUUUACUAAUGCAUUAGUGAUAUGUUACAGUUUGGGGAGUGGUGCUUAAAUGGUGUUUUGUCAGCACUACAUCCCUGUAAGGUAUAUGACUGUAUUUGAAAGCUUUUUGCUGAUUACUGUGCGAUAUUUGUUUCAUUUGGCUUUAGCUAAGCCCUGUUUGUUACUCAAAAUAAAGUUUGGACAUCACCUGUGA
This is a messenger RNA of Coregonus sp. 'balchen', 4802 nucleotides long. NCBI's taxonomy places the organism in Eukaryota, Metazoa, Chordata, Actinopteri, Salmoniformes, Salmonidae. The record is from the annotation of a GenBank genome assembly.